AUUCCAUAUUCCUAUCUUCUUCUAUUCAUCGCGUUGUGCUGAGCCAAUUUGAGUGCCACACAACACAAUGCUACUAUCCAUGGCUAUGGCUAUGUCAUCUCUACCUCACAACCUCACCUUUCUACCUUCACAUCUUUCUCCACUAUCUUCUUCAAUUUCUACUACUAAAUCUCUUCGAAACACUUCUUUAUUCAAAAUCAAAUGCAUUAAAACUGAAAGAGAAGCUUCUUCAUCAGACCCAAAUCGAGGUUUCGAUCCUAAAUCAGGUGUAUCUGUUUAUAAACCUAAGUCUUAUGAAGUUCUCGCCACUGAUGCUGCUAAUUCACUCAAUUUUGCUCUUCAAGAUGGAAAACUGAGAAUCGAAAUCGAUUUCCCGCCCUUGCCCAGCAACAUUUCUUCAUAUAAGGGAUCUUCAGAUGAUUUCAUCGAUGCCAACAUUCAACUUGUCUUAGCUGUUGUAAAAAAGCUCCAGGAGAAAAAAGAGACCAGAGCUUGCGUAGUAUUCCCUGAUAAACCAGAAAAGCUUCGAGCCUCUCAGUUGUUCAAAGCAGCUCUGGAUUCAGUUGAUGGCCUUACUAUAGGCUCCUUAGAUGAUAUCCCUGCAGGACCCGUGGCUUCAUUUUUCAGAUCUGUUAGAAACACCCUUGAUUUUGACUUUGAAGAUGAGAAUGAAGGUCGUUGGCAGUCUAGUGAACCUCCAUCGCUCUACAUAUUCAUUAAUUGCAGUACACGUGAACUUGGUUAUAUUGAGAAGUAUGUGGAAAAAUUUGCUCCAUCAACCCCAACACUUUUAUUUAAUCUUGAGCUAGAUACACUGCGUGCUGAUUUAGGCCUUCUAGGCUUCCCACCCAAAGAUUUGCAAUACCGCUUUCUUUCUCAAUUCACUCCAGUAUUCUACAUUCGGAUCAGAGAUUAUUCAAAGACAAUUGCAGUAGCACCUUAUAUUGUCAAUUACAGUGGAGCUGUGUUCCGCCAAUACCCUGGUCCCUGGCAGGUGAUGCUUAAGCAAGCUGAUGGUUCUUAUGCGUGUGUAGCAGAAAGUGCAACUCGCUUCACCCUUGGUGAAGCCAAAGAAGAACUGUUGAGGGUCCUUGGACUUCAAGAAGAAGUGGGAAGCUCUCUAGAAUUUCUACGAAGAGGCUAUAGGUCAAGCACAUGGUGGGAAGAAGAUUCUGAAUUGGAAGUAUCUUCUGCAUGGCGGACCUGAGUAGAACACUGCUAGAGGAGGUUCUGUGUUUUAUUGUCCAUCCACAGCAAUGGUCAUCGAAUGCUCGCAUGCAGAGAAAGAAGGCGUUGCUUACAUAGUUUAUUUUUCUUUUAAGUGAUUUGAUGUAAUACUUUUGCCAAAGGAAUACGAGGACCAAGCAAACUCAACUGUUGUAACUAUGUCAAUUGUAACUUAUAUAAUAUUGUAAAAAAAUAAAAAAAAUAUUGUAACUUCUAUGAUGCCUUAGGCUGUCUUGAAUUGCAAGAUAUCAGUUGAGUUACACAAAACAUGUAUGAUUAUAAUGAUAACAAUUCAACAGUAAAAUGUUCAAACUCCAUUAGCUCUGCCCUAUGCACAGU
Messenger RNA from Medicago truncatula (barrel medic), 1566 nucleotides. RefSeq names its product protein LOW PSII ACCUMULATION 3, chloroplastic. The transcript has 12 exons. Bases 68 to 1207 code for a protein of 379 amino acids. The record is from RefSeq and is a predicted model, not a curated record. NCBI's taxonomy places the organism in Eukaryota, Viridiplantae, Streptophyta, Magnoliopsida, Fabales, Fabaceae.